AUGGGGACGAGCGCUUCUAGAUCAAGGAUCGGAGGACUUGGGGCAGGAGACGUGGGUACAGCCCGGUCGGGGGUUCGAGUUACUAUCAGGUCGGCGGUCGAUACCACCUUCCAGGUCGAGGUGGAUGCUUUGGUGUUACCAAAACUAACUUCUCUGCUUUCAUCUGUCAAUUAUGCUUCCAGGGAUGGCGGAGACCUGUUCAAGGACAUCUCGUUAGCUGAUCCAGAGUUUGUCGUCUCGAAGCGGAUUGACGUAAUUUUAGAUGCCGAUGUUUACGGCCAAUUACUCCGGCCGGGGUUGAGAAGAUCCUCGACGUCGCAGCUCGUCGCGCAGGACAUGGCGCUUGGGUGGAUCAUCUCCGGACCGGUGGAUGGAGGAGCUGCACGGCGGACGGAGGCGACAGUUACUACCUCUUCUGCGCUGGUUUUGCACUGUUCGCCUCAGGAGGAGUUGAAUCACAUUUUGCAGCGGUUUUGGGAGCUGGAGGAGGUGUCGGACGCACCUAAGAGAUUGAAGCCAGAGGGGGAGAAAUGUGAGCUAAUUUUUCAGGAAACGCAUCGGAGGGAUUGGAGAGGCCGGUUUGCACGGGAUUCACGAUUGGCUCAAGCGUACUGUGACUUCAUGAGGGUGUACGAGGAGCUAGGCCACAUGUCACGAGUCCCGAGGUCGGAGGUCCUGCGCCGAGAGGCAUGGUACUUACCUCACCAUGCCGUGGUGCAGCAGGAUGAAUCCAGGUACAGAGUGGCAUUCACGGCUGACCUUGUAAAGAUGUUUCGUCAGAUUCGAGUGGAGCCGGAACAUCAGGAUUACCAGCGGAUUAUCUGGUCGCCCGACGGAGCAUCGGAACCGGUGGAAUUUCGUUUGAAUACUGUCACUUAUGGCAUAGCUUGCGCUCCCUACCUGGCGAUUUGUACUCUGUCGCAGUUGGUACGGGAUGAGGGUUCGCGGUACCCAUUGGGGUCUCGGUGCUUGGAGUCGAAGACGUAUGUAAACGACACUUUUGCUGGUGCGGACGACAUACCGACGGCGGCGGCUAAUUCUAUAGAGGUUCUUCCAGAUUCUGCACGACCGGGCGUGGAGAAACACAUAGAAAGUGAUCAGACAGUCAAAACGUUAGGAGUUCGAUGGGUCCCGGAACAGGACGAAUUUAGGUUCAAUGCGGCUAGCGUAGCAGAUUUGGCUGCCGCCCACACCAAAAGGUCCGUUUUGUCGAAUAUCGCUCGCCUAUUCGACCCAUUAGGAUGGCUCUCCUCGGUUACGGUUGUUGCCAAAAUAUUAAUGCAAGAUAUGUUGCUUUUGAAGUGUGAUUGGGACUCAUCCUUACCGUCGGAGCUUCGUGAGCGUUGGUAUGAAUGUUGCCAAGGUUUGGUUUCCUUGCCGAGUUUAUCCGUAGGGCGCUGGUUAGGUGGCACUUCGAGCUCUUCCUACCAGAUUCAUGGCUUCUCUGAUGCGUCUUCGCGCGCGUACGCGAGUACGGGUGAUGGGAAGUUUCAGGUGUCGCUAUUAGCUUCAAAAUCUAAGGUAGCUCCUGUAAAGACUGUGAGUAUUCCUAAUUUAGAACUUUGCGGAGCAGCUCUUCUCGUUAAGCUUAUCCGUCAUCUAACGAGUUUGGAUUUCUUACAGAAACGCCCAAUUUUUGCCUGGUCAGAUAGCCAGAUUGUGCUUACUUGGCUUCGUAAGAAUCCGUGCCACUGGAAAACCUUUGUAGCCAACCGUGUCUCCCUUAUUCAGACUCAGCUACCAUCGGCCUCAUGGUCACAUGUCCCGAGCAAGGAGAAUCCUGCCGAUUUGGCAUCGCGAGGAGUAGCACCGGAAGAGUUAGCCAAGAGUGCCCUAUGGUGGCACAGCCCUUCAUGGCUGGCCAGGCCUCCCGUCCAGUGGCCACGUUUUAUUAAAACGGCGGCCCAUCGUCCGGUUGUGGAGCGACUGCUCACUAGUGGUAGGGUCUUCGUCUCAUUUUCUGACCAGUGCUGA
Polistes canadensis is the source of this 1974-nucleotide messenger RNA. RefSeq lists its product as uncharacterized. The coding region runs from base 1 to 1974 and encodes 657 amino acids. The transcript has 6 exons. Lineage: Eukaryota; Metazoa; Arthropoda; Insecta; Hymenoptera; Vespidae. The record is from RefSeq and is a predicted model, not a curated record.